Molecule: messenger RNA, 3791 nt
Organism: Linum trigynum
Lineage: Eukaryota; Viridiplantae; Streptophyta; Magnoliopsida; Malpighiales; Linaceae
Source: the annotation of a GenBank genome assembly
AUCCAUUUUCUUCCCCAUAGGUGCACUUCUUCUUUACAUCCUUCUCCAAAAGCUUAACCAUUCCUUCCCAAACGAAAUCCUUUGAUAUGGCUUUCUUCGGUGGAUCCAACUCGAUAUCAUUCAAUUCAACUCCCGAAAGUAUCGCCCCGAACCAAGAUUCGAUCGAUUCUUGUACCAAUGACCCACUCCUUACCCUCGGACUCGCUUGUUCGAGCACUCCUACAACAAUUCCGCUCGGCGAGAGAGAGCAUUCGUGCACAUUUAUACCAGGUCAGUUCGGUGUCAACAAACGUGUCACAAAAGUCAAGAAAACGUAUGUCACCGCAUACAGACCCGGACCACACAAUCACAUGAUUGCGCCGCCCGAUAUUCUCAACCAAAACUCUCUUCCUGAAGGUUUUGUCGUCACCAAAAAAAUCGAGAAAACUGUCGAGUAUUUCUUCCCGUCCCCUCCGAUUUCAACUCACCACCAUUUGCAUUUCACCAAUGCAUCUCAUCACCCUCAAACCUCUUCAACCCAUGAUUACAAUUCUCCUCCUCCUCAUCAUCAUGUCCAACCCCAUCAACCUAACUACCCAAAAACUUCCAUCAACACCACCCCCAACACCAUGAACCAUCCCUUCACAUCAUCCAAACAUUUUGUGCCUCACACCGAAACCCACCCAACUCAUCCCAACCAGUCCAAACCACACGGGAAGGACAGUGUUGUCAUUCUCGACGUUGACGAUGAAUUCGUUCCUCUCAUUUCAGACGACGACGAUGUUAACUACUUCGAUUCUGACGACGAUUUCGCAGAUUACAUGGGCGAAAACGAGCACUCGAUCGACGACGACGACGAGAUGAUACACCGAUCUAACCCGGGGAGAACUCACAGUCUCCCUCACCGGAAACACGGGCCGUAUGGAUGCCCGAGGUGUAACGAAGUGCUCCCAACUCCACAAGCAUUCGCUGCUCACGCCCGUGGUCAUUACAAGAACGAGAGCAAAGAAGAGAGGGAUGAGAGACUUGCUGCGAGGAAGAGGAGGAGCGGGUUUGCCUUCGUGGGCUCAUCGUCGUCGUCUGGCGAUGGACCGACGACGACGACGACGAUGUUGCCUGCUGGAAAGUACAUGGCGUGGAAUGACUAUGAUCCUCAUAUUCCGCCGGUUAUAAGGAACAUAACGGGGAAAGAAUGGAGGGAGAUUCAGAGCAUGGAGGGAGCUAGUUCGAGCCAGGCAGAUGAUCUUGAUGAGCCGUAGAAGGGCAGAGGAGGAGGCAGAGGAGGUUGAAUGAAAGGCAUGUGUGUUUGUGUGGUUGAGUCAAAGAUGAGAAUAAAUGUUGUUUGUUGCUUCUCGUUCCAAAGUUAUGUGCUUUUGUAAGAUCCAUGUGUGUUGUUGUUUAUGUACUUUUUUUUGUUUUUGUUUUUGUUUCAAUGUAGUGUGGUAAAUGGUAAAUGGUAAUGAAUGAUCUCUGGCCUCAUUUCGAACGUUGUCUUUGAUGAGAUGGUGGUUAGAGGGUGGAAAGCAUUCGAUUCGGUCAGAACCGGGUCGAACUGAGACAAGACUGGAUCAAAAGUAAAGAAAAAAUGAGAGUAAAAGUUUGACUAGUAGCAUGUUUUGUUCGUUUUGUUCAAUUCUGUUCAAUUCAAAUUUAAUUUCGGUCUACUUUUUCUCUAUAAGUAAAAUUCAUAGGACUGAUUUAUCACUCAUAUUUGAGAGGAUGUGAAUGAAACGAAAAAGGAUCCACGGCUAGUAUUAAAGGAGGAAAUUAUGCAAAUACACAAAUUAUACAUCGGAUUCGUUAGUCCUACAUACGAAUGUACAUUGGAUGUAGACAUAUAUGGUAGUAUAUUAUCAAUUUUUUCCACAUGUAUAGUAAUAUCAAUUAAAGGAAUUGAACAAAAUCUUACUCCAUGAAUUGAUAGGAUAUAGUUUCCCAACUUAAUUUUUGGGUCUAUCAAAUUCAACCCUUUAUUUUGGACAAUAACUAAUCACAAUACCAUAACUUAAUAAUAAAAAAUACACUGUACAACUAUUAAGAAACAUGUGCCACCUUAUCAUCUUAGUUUAUAAGUAGAGAGCCUAAAUAUCAAAUCAUUCUCAUCAUACACUAGUAGAUUCAAAUCUUCUCUCUCGGAUCUCAUCAUCUUCACCACGUGCUCUAAGGAAAUACUAACAAGGAUAUCGAAAUGGAGAAGACAUCCAUCAAACUCGUCUCGGUAUUGGUUGCAGUACUCUUCCUCGUUGCUCAAUGUGCGUUACAAUGAGUUCGUCUCGAAUUUUGAUCUUAUGCUUUUUUUGCUUUACUCUCUAACAGUUAUUUCUCGUUUCUUUCAUAUAACACGAAUCGGAAAACUAUAUUGCAGAUGGGGGAGUGGAGGCCAGAUCGACAUUAACUCCAUGCGAACAAGACGGGGAUUGCGCAGCUGUUUGCCCAACUAUCUGCACGGUUCAUGAAACAUGUGAAUGUUACAACAAGAUAUGUAGAUGUCUUGUGGAUAAAGUCAUUAAUCCGGUUGUCAUGGGGAUAAAAAAUCAAUAACCGGUUAUAUGAGGAGGUUUUUUGUGAGUGUGUUUGAUGUUGAUGAAACCUUUUAGAAAUUGAGGAUGGUUGAUUUCAAUUUCGGCGAAUUUAUAUGAAUAAAGCAAUUUUAUUUCAUAGGUGAAACAAAAAAUAAGAAUACACAACCCUUAAGUAUGCACUCUACCACAUACCACUUGGGGCAAGUAGCAACUAGUUAUUAGUUUGGGUACCUCAAUAAUAAUGACCCAAAGUUGAGGCACCAAAAUGAAACUUAUUAAUCCUUCAUUUUGAUGAAUAAAAUCGUGAAAAGGGCGUGUCGAUGAUACACUCUUUUUUUUUUGUAAGAAUUGAUAAUACACUCUUAAUUUUAGGGUAAUGGAUAUACUUAACAUAAAACUAGAUAUUAUCACAAUUUAAUUUUAAUCACUGAGAUUAAUCUAAUAUGAUAUUUUAACCUAACUACACAAUUUGUUCAUGCAUUUUAUUGUUGGACAAUGGACGCUUAUAUAAUGCUUUAGCAUUUAUUCAGAAAAAUAUUAUGAGUCUUGGAGAUUUCAAAGUCAUUAUAAUUUUAUUUAGUAUCGAACACCCACAUAUCAUUACAAUAGAUCGUAUCAGAACCAAAAUCAAGAGAGUAACCUAGGUUAGCAAAAAAAUGCAGCUUGAUCAUAAGAUUAUUUGUCCUUUAAAUUGGUGUUUAUAAUUGAAAUUAGAUGAUUUCUGAAGUUGUAUAGAACAAGUUUUCGAAUUAUUGAAACUACGAGAGUAGGGCUAUAAUCCAUCUAGUGCAUAAAGCAUUGCAUUAUUGGAAGAACGAUACAAAAUCAUCGAAAAUUUUAUCACGUAUCAUUGAUUCUGUCAUUCAGACUAUCUCACAAAAAAAAUCAUAAGAAUUCUAAUACAUACUUAUAAGUCCCCACCACCAAAACUCGGAAAGCAACUCAAAUUCAAAUUCAAUUUGUGGUAAACAUAUCUAGGAAGGAGGUGGCACUUGGAAGGUUUCAAGAAAGGAAAACAAGAGAUGAGAGCUAAAAAAAAUAAAAUAGAAAAUAGAGUUUUGUUUUGGUUUCUAAUUUUGGGUUUGUGCUUUCCCGAACCUCCUCUUUUGAUCUUGAAAUAACGAAUCGGCUAAUCACUGAUACCACUCGAUUUCUUACAAUUCACUGCUUAGACAUUGAGAUUUGUACAAGUUGCUAUUGAAAGAAGAAAAAACACACACCCUUGUAGGUACAUAAAAGGUAUGAAUAUAUCAUUUUUAUAGAUAAUAUCAAUAAGAUAAAGUCAGAUAC